AUGCAUCGGGACCCCGCUACGCAGAGGAUGAAUUGUCUCUGUGGGCGGUUCUCCUCCAGAAGCACUCAGGACCUCCGUGCUCACGUGGCGAAGGAACAUAAGAGGCCUGGUGCCUCUGACACAAAUGAGAGCAGCAACGGCAGACACAGCAUUUUCACCCCCACAGACGUCGCCUUGCUCCCCGUCACGCGCCUGUCUGACUCACCAUCUUCAGGCUCCAUCAGGAUGUCUGUCGACUCUGUCCAGUCGCCUGAACCUUCACCCCCGUGUGAAGUCGUUCGUCUGCCCAGACCUCAUCAGAAGCAUAGGCCUGCGUACGCGAAAAGCGCCAGCAAUGCUACUGAUCAGUCAUCUUCCGGGAGGAAGUACCGGAUGGAGAAAUCAUCAAGCAUACAGGCUGCUCCCACCGCUCGUCCCUUCAAGGAUCUCGCUGGCCGCAUUGAUCAUCCAUUAAUGUCCUCGAAAACUGUGAGGAAACAAGCGGGGCCUUCCAGAUCAAAUGCCGGCGCCGCUAGCUCCUCGAAAUUAUCUGCUCGUGCCCCGUCUCCCACCCCAUCGUAUGAAUACCUUAGUGAUCAUGAUAUGCCAUACGACAUUGCAUCCCAGCCAUCUCCAGAUAAUCGCAAGAUUCCUGGCAAGGUGAUGGCCAGGCUCAGUUCCUUUGUUCCACCUCCGCAUCCUGGCCUGUCUUCGAAGAAACGCAAGUCUGAAACGCAUCCCAGUGCCUCCGAGUCCAAGGCUAGAGUGAAGCACACGAUGCCUACGUUCGGAGAGAGCAUCAGUGCAGGUCGACACACCCCUUAUUUGGUCAGCGCUUCGAAACACAAGCAUGAUGUGUCGUCGUCCACGCGUCCAUCGAUCGCUCCAAGGGCCUUCGCUAGUCACUCGGUUCUGAAGGCUGUCGAACGAGAGCUUCCUCCUCCACUUCGAGACUUGAAUAAGGCUAAGAGCACAGCCACCCGCGGUUCCCCUACGUUCGGUUCUUCCUCCGCAAGAGUAUCCAUGCCCGCCCCACGCGUUGUCGAACCGUCAUCAUCUCCUAUACCUACGAGAGCAUCUAUGGUGGUACCACAUGUGGUUGGCCCAUCAUCAUCUCCUCCGCCUGCGCCUCCACGAGUCGUGGUCGACGUCUCGACGUCUACCACAGCACCCAGAGUGCCUCCAAAUACCAGCUCCAAGUCGCGCGUGGACAACCAAGCAGUUGCCACCACAGCCAUCUGUAAUUCUUGCCACAAACCGGUUGUUCGCGCGCAGUUCGAGCGUGCUUACAAGCUGUGCGCCUCGUGCCGUGAGAAGGCGCGCGAGUACCAGAAGAAGAGGAAGGAAUGCAAGCAUCAGAAUGGAUUCCAGGAGUUCAUCGCACAGUUUCGAGAGGCGCACAGUGUGCAACGUCCUGUCCAGCCACGCGUUGACGAAAACGGGCACGCUGUGAGCAUGUUGGGGAAGAGGAAGGCGGAGAGCGAGGAUACUCUACUUGCGCGGAAGAAGCGCGUGGAUACCUGGAGAGACGUCGUAGAAUACCAAACCGAGGACGCGUUCUACGCUGCCGUGGAGCUAAAGCUCAAAGAAUGCCAACUGAACGAUGGGGACGUCGACUUGCUGGACAUGCAUAUCGGAUUCGCGAGGGUCAAGCCCCCCAGCACAACAGUGCAGAAUACUUUCGACGCAGUGGAAGCGAGGCUCAAAGGAUUGGGCUUCCCGCUCACAGGUAGGGGAACCAUGAUGGUAACCGACAAGAUGCAGGUUUCUAAGCGUCGUUGUAGAUGCAAAGGGAUGCCUAAGAUUAACGUUACAGGGGACGACAUUGUCCGAGGGAAGUGCGGGGGAACGAUUGAACUGAAAGUCGACCUGGACGAAGAGCAUCAGGCGGACCUGGGCAUCCGGGCGCUUCAUUACCUCCUUCACGCCAGCCCAAGUGCACGCAACUCUCUUAUUUCAUCUCUUUCACAUACCUUUCUCUUACCAUUAUUUCAUUUCGGGUUCCAGCUAGAAACGCAUCUGUUAUUAUACUUGAAAUUGUGGGUAGCAACAUCAUCUACUGGAGGGUGUUGCACGGAAGGGACGAGGAAUAACUGUUUCCACUGCUUCACGGUGAACAACCGUGUCAGGCCACUGCCGCCAGUGCUGCUGGUUGUACUAGUACCCGUCGCAGCUUGGUUCCUACUCCGACCCCUUCUUGAUCCAUUACCUCAAUUACCCGCUCUGUAUGCGUGCGUGGGCUUCUCGCUGUUCGCCCUUCUCGCAACCUUGUAUCUCGUGCCCGCGCUCGGGGACACCUUCUUGCGAGCCAACCUCAAAGGGAGAGACUUAUUGAAAACUUAUGAUACGCCCAUUCCAGAGAGUCUCGGACUCGUCUGCGCAUCCAUUUAUGUACUCCUCUUAAUUCUUUUCAUUCCGUUUGCAUUCUCAGAUUCUUUUGGAAACCACAACAAUGCUAUCAAGGGCAGGAAACACAGAGAAGGGCUGGUACUCACCGAGUUCCCGCACCACCAGCUAUCCGUAUAUCUGUCUUCACUACUUGCGCUCCUAUUAGCGACGAUGCUAGGCUUUCUAGACGAUGUAUUCGAUAUACGAUGGCGACACAAGAUACCCAUUCCGAUCAUCGCGUCUAUCCCGCUCUUGAUCAUCUACUAUUCCGAGCACGGAACCACUGAUGUCGUCGUCCCAAUCCCUCUAAGAUGGCUAAUAGGUUCACUCAUACACCUAGGCCCUUUAUAUUACGUUUACAUGUCUCUGCUCUCCAUCUUCUGCACAAACAGUAUCAAUAUUCUUGCGGGGAUCAACGGCUCGGAGGUCAGCCAGGCUUUCAUCAUCACGCUCUCGGUCAUCCUCAACGACCUGCUCUACCUCCCCUGGCCAGUCGGUUUCCGCGUAGUGCUGCCGCUGCAUGUCCUCGGCCACCCUGCGGAGGUCGAGGUUGGCGGAGUGUGGAGCGCAGGCAUGGCGUAUGGCAGCAGAAUAUUGGUUGAACGCCAUCUGUUCAGCUUAUACUUUAUGCUUCCGCUCCUGGCCGUGUGCGCGGGCUUCAUGUAUCACAAUUGGUACCCCGCACGCGUCUUCCCCGGGGACACACUCUGCUACGUGACGGGCAUGGCAUUCGCCGUCGUGGGGAUCCAGGCGCACUUCUCCAAGACGCUCCUGCUGUUCUUCCUCCCGCAGAUCUUCAACUUCGUUCUCUCGUGCCCACAACUUUUCGGACUUGUUCCGUGUCCGCGACAUCGCGUGCCUAGGUUCGACCCCGACUCGGGUCUGCUCACGCCCUCGCACGCCGAGUUCAAGGAUCGCCCGCCGUCGCGCAUCGCAACGCUCGUUCUACGCGUCUUCGCCGCGCUGGGGCUCGUGGAGCUCACGACGGACACGAAGACGGGCGCCGUCUCGCGCACGACUAACCUCACGAUCUUGAACGUAUUUCUCCUCCGGCUCGGGCCGAUGAGGGAGGACGCGCUGGUCAAGGUGCUGAUGUGCUCGCAGGUGGGUGGGAGCGUGCUGGCGUUUGUGGUGCGGUACGGCCUCGCGUGGCUGGUGUACGACGGGAACCGGAGGUAG
Messenger RNA from Sparassis crispa, 3546 nucleotides. RefSeq lists its product as hypothetical. The coding region runs from base 1 to 3546 and encodes 1181 amino acids. Lineage: Eukaryota; Fungi; Basidiomycota; Agaricomycetes; Polyporales; Sparassidaceae. Gene Ontology annotation, cellular component: membrane. Gene Ontology annotation, biological process: dolichol-linked oligosaccharide biosynthetic process; protein N-linked glycosylation. The record is from RefSeq and is a predicted model, not a curated record. The transcript is spliced from 11 exons. Gene Ontology annotation, molecular function: UDP-N-acetylglucosamine-dolichyl-phosphate N-acetylglucosaminephosphotransferase activity.